This is a messenger RNA of Aspergillus niger, 1908 nucleotides long. RefSeq lists its product as uncharacterized. Gene Ontology annotation, biological process: regulation of DNA-templated transcription; DNA-templated transcription. NCBI's taxonomy places the organism in Eukaryota, Fungi, Ascomycota, Eurotiomycetes, Eurotiales, Aspergillaceae. The transcript is spliced from 4 exons. Gene Ontology annotation, molecular function: DNA binding; DNA-binding transcription factor activity, RNA polymerase II-specific; zinc ion binding. Gene Ontology annotation, cellular component: nucleus. The record is from RefSeq and is a predicted model, not a curated record. The coding region runs from base 1 to 1908 and encodes 635 amino acids.
AUGCCUUCUCUGCGGCGGCGCAACGGUCGCAGGGCUGCCUGUGAGGCCUGUCGCAGACGGAAACUAGCUUGUGACCACAAUCAGCCGACAUGUCAUCGAUGCCAGAAGCAUUCACUCGAAUGUAUCUACCUGUCACAGUCGAACAGAACAAAAUGCGGGGUCUCGGAGGGAGCUUCACAAUCACUUGCAGGAUCAGGUGCCUCCUUUCCUGAGGUGCAUGCGACAUCCGCAGAGAACCACCGGGUUGCGGACCGGAGCACGCCCCUAAUCGACAGCCCGAACGAGUACCUGGGACCGACGAGCUUUACCUCAGUCUUUGUGGAGCAUGGUGAUUGUUUUGAGUUGGAGGACACGAACAGAACUUCAGAAAUAAGACGAGACUCGGCUCCAGACCCCCAAGUAGACACACCACUUGUGCAGCUCGGCGCCCGUAUUCUGAGCCAGUUACCGGAGGAGCGCGACUGCUCCACACUCUUCUCGAGCCACAUCAAUCCCAAUGAUGGCUGGAUCCGACUGGCAGGGCGUCACGCAUUGGACAGAAUGUGGGACGCUUUCCGUCCGGCGCUACGACGACGGUUGGAAGAAGACAUGCUGGAAACUGCUACGAUUCUCACGCGGAAUAGCAGAACCCCGCUACAAAAGAAACAGGAUCCGCAGGCCUGGCUGACCUCCUUUACAGGGACACAGAUGCGAUGGGAAACUAUUGGCAUCCUGUAUACCUACUGGGCUUGCGGAGCAAUCUCCCCGUCGUCGGAGAGUCAAGCUGUCGCCCGGUAUUGCCAGGGACAUCCAUAUGUUACGAACACCAAGCAAUUGAUGGCUCGUUUCAAACACUGUUUCUCCCACUGGACACAGCACGGCGAGCUAGUGGCCGUGACCACUUCACUCGGACUUCAUCGCGAACAUUCAACAGAGACAGAAACUAUUAGUCUCCAACACGAACUCAAGAGGAGGCUGUAUGCCGCUGUUUUCAACAUUGACAAGGUCAUUUCGACCUUCACUGGGCGACCGCCUCUUUUGAGUCAAGCAUAUUCAUCUACCAGACUGCCACUAGAUCUGAGUGAUGAUGCCCUGCUAUCUGGCAAUCUCCCAUCUGCCGCUGCGCAGCUAGACCCCAACGGAUGGAACACAGACAACCAGAUCUACUCUACUACAAUUCUCCGAUCCCGCACAAGCUUCGCCCGGAUCCGCCAUGAAAUUUUGGAGCUUUUGGAAGGUUCGAUGGAUAAUCUAGCUGAUGGAUCUGUCGAUAAAGCCAUGAAACUAAAGCAACGAACCCAUGAUACUUACACGCAACUUCCAUCAAUAAUUCAAUUCUCGGAGUCAGAGCUCAGCAACACCAACGUUCCCGGAUAUAUCCUCUACGCGCAGAUACUCACGCGUCUCGAAUGUCUUCUGAGUUUAUUUUUGUUGGAACGGCUGUUGAAGCGACACCAUAUCGUCACCGAGCAAGACCUCGUCGAAGUGAGUCAUGAAAUGCUGGACUUGACCUUGAUCUUCUGGAAGAAGAAAGACCGGUUUGUUGGUCUAUACGCUGACUUCGAGUGGCUGACCAUGUCAUACGCUGUUCCAGCCAGCGGCAUCCUCUGUCUGCAGUUGCUGCGACAAGCCACCCAUCCGCAUAGCUAUCAAACACGCCUCCCACGAUCGGCAAUAAUUCAGAACCUUAGUCUGCUGGUACUGUGUCUGGACUGGAUUGAGACUGAGGCCUCUUGCAGGAGCAUGGUAUCUUUCAUCCGAAGGAUCAUAAGUCGAUCUCUGGACCGGAUAUUGGAUCCUGAUCCGCUAGGGGCUGAGCAGCUGCAAUCUGUCAGGUCGUUGCUAAAUGAUGAGCUUCUGCAAUAUCCGCAUUUAGAGCUGCUGAACACGUUUGGCUGGGUUGAUUGGGAUGGGGGUGUUAGCGGUUGA